Molecule: messenger RNA, 2284 nt
Organism: Serpula lacrymans var. lacrymans S7.9
Lineage: Eukaryota; Fungi; Basidiomycota; Agaricomycetes; Boletales; Serpulaceae
Exons: 20
Coding region: 42-2015 (657 amino acids)
Biological process (GO): regulation of DNA-templated transcription; DNA-templated transcription
Cellular component (GO): nucleus
Molecular function (GO): zinc ion binding; DNA binding; DNA-binding transcription factor activity, RNA polymerase II-specific
Source: RefSeq, a predicted model, not a curated record
GUCCCCUCCAAUUUCCGUCUUAAUUGUGCCUCUCUUUCCUCAUGCAAGACCUCCAAGCCCCCCGCAGCGAUAACGUGCCGUCUUUCUCUCAGUCAGGCCUCGUCUUGCCGACACCCUCAAUCCAGAACCAGAUCCACGAAUUAGCAAAGACUCUUCCCCCUCCCAGGAAACAGAACACAGCCUGCGAUGCCUGCAGGUCGCGAAAGGUUAAAUGUCACCGAUUACCAGGUCACGACAAGCACUGCCUAUCCAAGAACUACCCUUGCACGUCGGUCCAUUAUGUCCAACAGGCGACCAGCGAAAAGAAACGUAAUUCCGCCGCUCGAAGGCCGAGGAAUAUAUCUACGAGUACAAGCCCGUCGUCCCCAGGUCCUUCUAGACUUCCGUCUCCCACAGGCGAGGGUGGCAUUGGCCCUUGGUUCCCCAGCCUAAGUCACUCACCACUGGCUCCAAGGCCGACUAUCUACCCUAGCGUCUCGCCUCAUACAUCCACCACUCAUCUAUUGUCUUAUCUAUUUUCACCACCGGAUAUCCAAAGCAUUAUACCUCCUUUUAAUGCGGUAAAAUCGCGGCUAUCACCUUAUGCGGAUUGGGGCGAGAUGGCUUCUAAGCUUGAGGAGGAGGCUUUUAGAGCUGAAUUCGCUCUCGACCUUGUGGAGGUGUACUUCCAAAUUGUCCAUACUCGUCUCCCUCUUCUGAACCCAAUCCAAUUCCGUGCGCGUCUAAACCUUGCCGGCCAAACUGCCUUUGACGAGCCCCUCCACCCGGCUCUCGUAGCAACAGUACUGGCGUGGGGGGCCAAAUUUUCUGAACAUCCUUUGCUCAUUGUAGAUCGCCAACGCAAUAACGGGCAAAGUCGUAUGGCAAAAGCUCUCAUUGAGCGUACUCGCGAAUUAGCCGAGUCUAUGAAGGUCCAUCGUGUUCCCUCCGCCGAUAACGUGGUAAUUUCCCUUCUUAUCGAACCUUUGCAAAGUCAGGAUCCCCAUUCAAAUCCCAAUAACGGCUUUCAUGGCUUCUGGUUGACAUCUGGGAUACGGAAUUUACUCGGCUUACAGAUCAAUCAUAAAUCUGUCAUGUCGGAUAUCAAGGAUCCCGAGGCUCGCGGCACCAUGAUUUUUGCGUGGUGGAUGGCUUGUAUAGCGGAUGCAUAUUCGUCGUUUUAUUAUCGCCGAAAACCUAUGCUUGAUGACGACGACUAUGACAUUGACUUUUAUACCGCCGAUCCGCUAGCUCAAGAGACUACUGAUAUGAAUGCCCCAUCUCCUAGGGAACAACUAGAGUUCUUGGGGUAUUAUCGCGCAGCUCAUGCCUUGGCCCGAAUAUCCCGUCAAAUAGCCAGGCAACUGUGGAGACCAACGACUGACUCGGAUGGUAUCCCUUUGGAAGCUGCGUUAUCAUACGCAUCAGAGCUUACUAAAUGGCGCGAUGCUCAUCUCCCCAAAGUUGGGGUUCCAAGUAAUUUUGAGGCUGAGUGGGACUUUGUGUCUGCUGUUUCUGCAUGCGCAAGUGAUGCUUCUUAUCAUGUCAUGUGGAUCUUGUUAUUCAAUGCAUUGGAUGAAUUCGGCAUACGAAAUAACUCUCUAGCACCUAGUGGUAUCAAUCAAGUCGAAACUCUCAAGCGGAAGAUAUUUGACGAAGCACUGCAUUCUGCCUUACGAAUCGCUGCAUUGGUUGGUGUGCUUACUUCCAACGGAUAUUUGAGACUGGAUCCAGCAGUUAUGCACGUUAGCUGCAUCAAUGCUGGAAUGUUUCUGGCUCGUCUUGGCCGUCCCGAAGUCCAGACAUGUAUCGCUGGACUUGAGCAGUAUACUUAUGCCUAUGAAGAGGCUGGAGAGCAGGCUACUGAGAUCAAGCGUGUUUAUGCGAAUUCGAAGAUCAGCGGCCCUGACUUUCAUGAUAUGAGUAGCGUUGCUUCCCGUCUUCCCAGUGCAGACGCUAUGAGUGUCGACUCAGCUAUCAAUGGACAUGGGAAUGGAUCGGAUCAUGGAAUCGUUCCAAACGCCUUUGCGGUCUAAAUAUCAUCCUUCUUGUGCAGCUCGAAUCAGACUAUGGAGUAUCUUUAUAUCGCCUGAAUUAUCCAACAUGUGCUUUGCGAGUAUGCGUGCUCUUUUAAUUUAUCGCGGCUUGGAUGUAAGAAAUAUUUUUGUGCUUGUUAUGUGUUUCUAGACUUUCGGACAGUUGCAUUAGAUUGACUUCUUCAUGUACUUUUGAUGAUCGUGUGUUGUGUACUUGCUUGUAACAUAUCGUCUACAUGGAGAAUGAACAAUAUUUCUGAUGAAACACU